Boleophthalmus pectinirostris (great blue-spotted mudskipper) is the source of this 7435-nucleotide messenger RNA. It is a transcript of the gene ppp1r11, whose product is annotated as protein phosphatase 1, regulatory (inhibitor) subunit 11. Gene Ontology annotation, cellular component: nucleus. Gene Ontology annotation, molecular function: protein serine/threonine phosphatase inhibitor activity; protein phosphatase 1 binding. Lineage: Eukaryota; Metazoa; Chordata; Actinopteri; Gobiiformes; Gobiidae. The record is from RefSeq and is a predicted model, not a curated record. The transcript has 3 exons. Bases 199 to 573 code for a protein of 124 amino acids.
UCCAUCCUCCUCCCGCUACCUGCUUAGCACCCGAGCUAACCUCUCUUAGAUCAUCCUCAUUUGGGGCAUUUUAGGGAGAGAUUUUUAGCGAAACCCGCAUUUUGGCCGCAGCGUUACACCUUUUGCGCCGCUCCACCUUCCGCCCAGAGCUGACGCGCCGCGCUGUCGUUGUGUUCGGUGCAGGGAGACGGCGCAGGGAUGGCGGAGGUCCCCGGGACAUCCAGCGAGACGAUCACGGAGACGGUGCAGACGACCACGCCGCCGCCACCCCAGCAGGAGGGCCGGAGUCUGACCAUCAAACUGAGGAAGAGGAAGACGGAGAAGAAGGUGGAGUGGUCCAGUGACACAGUGGACAAUGAGCACCUGGGCAGGAGGUCUUCAAAAUGCUGUUGUAUCUACGAGAAGCCCAGGCAGUUCGGCGAGUCUUCCUCCGAGAGCGAGGGCGACGACGACGACGAGGGCUGUGGGAGCGCGCACUGCAUCAUGGGACACGGCAGGAGGGGCCACGGGCACACGGAGGGCACGGGGGGCAACGCGGCGCCCCCUAACUCCGGAGGAACACACACGCACUGAACGCACACACACGAGAGCACACAGCUACGCACUUGACUUUAGUUUAUAAGUAGUUUCCAUCUCACAGACCACGUCCACAACCAUAGACUGUAUUUAGAAAUGGAAAUAGCAGGAAGUGAACACGGCGCCGCUUCUGGCUCCAUCGAGUCUGGCUCCAAUUGACUUAACACUGAAAAAUCGUCGCCCCUCUCUUUGUAACUGCUGCUAUGAGCCUCGUCAUUUUGGUCUUAAAAUGUAUUAACCCGCUCUACAUGAUCCUGGGGUUUUUAUUUUGCCCGUUAAAGCUGCACUGUGUAACUUUUCUUAUGGAGCGCCCCUCAAACGCUUUUCUCCAUGGAGAUGUUAUCGCUUUGCCUGGAAUAUUUAUUGAAAUCGGAAUUUAUUUGUCAUUCCAGUAAAUAAAAAAUACACACCGUAUGACAUUAAACGUUUCUGUCUUCACGGAAACUGAACCAGACCAAGUUACAGGUCAGAUCUGUGGAGAGGCGAGCCCACUCACAGUCAGAAUGCCUGUUUUUUUUUUUUGGUAUUUUGCGCUUAUAAAAAAAAAGUAAAUAAGGUAAGGUAGAGCUGUUUAAAGUCAUACUGCAUUUCAGGCAGAGCAACAACAUAUCCAUAAAAGCAAGAAGGUGAUGAACCCUCAACCAAAAAAGUGAAGGAGAAAUUCAAUUUGUCAGCUGGGCAAACGUUUAUUAGGUCGAAAACGUUUCGCUUCUUCAGUUCUGGUCAGAAUUGGAUGAGCUGCGAAACGUUUUUGACCUAAAUAAACGUUUGUCCAGUUGACAAAUUGAAUGUCUCCUUUGUCGUGGAUUCUACCUGGACGACUGAGGGAUUUUACACACCUCAACCGAAAAGUUACCGUAUUUUUCGGACUAUGAGACGCAAUAUCAAUAAUGUAGAAUUCUCUCGUCUGUUUUCAUACAUAAAGUGCAUUGAGCGAAACAAAACAGUCAGAUAAGUCAAAAUUUAUUCAACUCAUUCACAAUAACUCUCAACAUUGUUCUGUUGUAAGACAUAAAAUAAAAAACAAUACACUCACUUUUCCAGUCUUCCACAAAUCGAUCAAAUUCUUCAUUUUCAGUGUCUGAGUUUAACAGUUGGAGCGAUUUCGGCAUCAAGCCUCGAUCCCAUCAUUCUCGUCAUUAUCCGAGUUAGUCACGUCUCUGUUACUUCGCUGUUCAGUGAUGAUUCGGGUUUUCGUGAAAGCUCGGACGACACUUGAGACUGACCCUUAGCCCGGGCAUCCAUGAUUCAUCGGCAGAUCGUGGCUUAACUCGUCUUGGUGAAUGUGUAUUACUCCGCGAGGCUCCGUGAUGCUCCGACAAUCCAUCAAGAAGUGCAGCUUUAGUUUACCAAAGUCACACUAAAAAGUUUUGAGAGAUUUUUGAGCGCCGUGUACCACAUAAAAUCGGAUCGAGGUUAGUAAACACAACCAGAAUUAACACAUAAGGCGCAACGGAUAUUAAAAUUUUAAGAUUUUAAGUGCGCCUUAUAGUCCAAAAACAUGCUACACAGUGCACCCUUAAUAAAUUGAGCUCCAAAUUCGCUCCUGUAGCCGCCAGCGUCGAUGAGCUUCAUUUGACUGAACGCUCCCUCAGUCCACUUCUCGAUACAGUCUGUGCUCCAUCCAGGAUAUUCCAUUAGGACACUGUUGAGCUUUUAGCCGCCCACACGUGCUCCAUUUGGUCGAGCUGUCUCCUCAGAUUCACCGUCAGACCGAAGAGGGCCGCACAGACGAGGAAACGUGCAGUAUUUAAAGCUGCACUGUGUAACUUUUCUCCGUGGUGACGUUAUUGCUUUGCCUGGCACCUCCCACAGUAUGACAUUAAACAAAUAUAUAGCUUGUAUUUGUUCAAUUACAGGUUUUCAUUAUUCGAACUUACCGUAAAAAGUAACUCUAACUUUUAACUUGUCUCUAUGGAAAUUAAGUUAAAUUAAAUGCCAUACUGUGGGACAUUCCAGGGAAAAACGACACGGAGUGAACCCACACAGUGCACUUUUAAUUGUUUUAACGAACAAAGGAAAAACUACAACAGACCAAAGCCAAAAUGUAAUGUAACUCUUACGUAAUGUAUUACAGUUAAAGGGGACAUAUUAUGUAAAAAUCUAAAGUUUUUACCGUGUUAUAACUAGGGCUGUAGGACGUUAGUUGUUUUAUCAAUUAAUCGGUUGAUGGAGUCUUUAAAAAAAUGGAUUAUAAGGGUUUAUACGAUGCAACAACAGAAAAGAGGAGUGAAUGAUUGGAGUGUUUUUUAGUAUUUAUGUGUAAAAAAAAAAGCUAAUUAAACUCAUGAUUUGCAAGUUUAAUCUGUUUUUUAUAUAAAUACACUGCUUCCUAGUUCUUUUUUUCUGUGUAAAUAGUUGUUUUGAAAGAGCGCCCCCUGCUGGUUUAGUCUUGUGAGUGCAGUUUGGGCAGAUACACGGAGAUAAAAAAAGUUUUGCUUUUGCCAUGUCUUUUUAGUCGUCUACAGCCCUAGUUUUAACCGUUUUCGCUUGUUAUUAGUUUUAAUUAAUGUUUUUUGCUUUUUCGGUUGAUUCAUGCAUGUUUGAGUCAUCAUGAAUUUGAGGUUUAAGUGCACAGAAAAUCGCCGUUUUCACCUACCCCCUAUCUCCACCCCCUGAUCUGUACUAUUAUUACAGAUCUAUUGUGUAACUUUUCUGGUGGAGGGUCCAUUAAAUGCUUUUUUCUUUUUUUGGAGAUGUUAUUCUUUUUGUCUGGAAUGUUUCACAGUAUGGCAUUAAACGUUUCUGUCAUCAUGGAGACCAAACCAAGACCAAGUUACAGGUCAGAUCUGUGGAGAGGCGACCCCGCUCACAGUCAGAAGAAUGUUGUUUUUCGAGGUAUUUUUGAGCUUUAAAACCAAGUGUAAUUGAAUAAACAUAAAGUAAAGCUGUUUAAAGUCAUACUGCGGAACAUUCCAGGCAGAGCAAAGACAUAUCCGUAGAAAAAAGCAGGUGACGGACCCCGAACAACAAGUUACAAAGUGAAAAUUUUAGUUUUUACCCACUUCCCAGCUUCGCCUCUCGGAUUUAUUUCUGAUUAUUUAAAAAAAAUCUGACUCUGGGUCAUACAUUUAGGGUUCAAAAAUGUCACACAGCCAUUUUUUAACCAGAAAAACAUUUAAUUUAACAUCUGCUGGUUGCUACGGUGACAUCUCUCUAUGAAGUUCUGCAGUUUGAACGGAAAAUCUUUGGACUCAUUUCUGUUGUGAAGCUGUUGUCGAUCAGUAUUGCAGUUACACUAAACGUAAUGUAAAAAAACAAACUCCAUAUAUUUUCAUAGUUUAACACUAAAUAAAAGCAUAAUAUGUCUUCUUUAACGUCUCAGAUUGGACAGUUAUUAUGUUAAAACCGUAUGCAGAUCAAACUGUUUGUAUUAUAUCGCGCAGCUCUGUUGUGUUAUUAUUAAUUAAAACUUCACAUUUUCUCCUCGACAUAUUGGAAAUAACGACAAAAACAAAACUUAAAUGUACUUAAAGUUAAUGAACUGUGUAACUUUUCUGCUGUGGGGGUCUGUGAAUUCAGUGUGCCACCUGUUUGUCUCCAAGGCAAUGUUUUUUUUAUUUUCCUUUGCUUUGUCUAGAAUGUUCCACAAUAGAGCAUUUAAUUUGUCCAAUCUCUAUGUAAGUAAGUGCUUUUAUUUCUCAAAAAUACCUCUGAAAACUUGCAUUCUUAUCGUUUUCUGAUGUAUAACUAAGCGUGGUGGUGCACCGAGCUUUUCUGCCAUGAAGAUAAAUACGUUUAAUGCCAUACAGUGGAACAUUCCAGGCCAAACGGUAACAUCUCCAUGGAGACAGAUAACUUGGCAGACCGUAAAACUGAACGAUUUUGGGAAAAACUAUCAGAUUUUUCUUAGAUUUUUUGUAAAGUGCGCCGUGUAACUUUUUGGUUAUGGGUCCGUCAGCUUCUUGUUUCUAUGGAUACGUCAUUGCACCGCCUGGAAUGUUCCACAGUAUGACUUUAAACAGAUCUACCUUACAUUUAUUCAAUUACAGGUGGUUUUAUAGCUUAAAAAUACCUUUGAAAACCACGUAUUCUGAGUGUGAGCGGGGUCGCCUCUCCACAGAUCUGACCUGUAACCUGGUCUGGUUUGGUCUCCACGAAGACAGAAAGGUUUAAUGGCAUACUGUGGAACAUUCCAGACAAAGUAAUCACAUUUCCAUAGUUAAGAAAAGCUUUUGACACACCCUCCAUGAGAAAAGUGACACAAUUUAAAAUUACAAAAUUCGCUCUGCAAUUCUUAUUAAAUGGAUUUUGUUCUAAUUAUUGACAAAAACACAGACAAAAUAAAACAAGAAUUACUUCAAAACAUGUUUGUAAAGCUCUAAACUGCAGGUUUAACAGUUUUUAUGCAGAAUAAACCUGAAUAUUUUGUUGAUUUUUGAGGAAAUUACUGUAAAUUAAAUGAAAUUAAAGCAGUUUUUGCUCAUUGCGUUCAUUCAAAUUUCGAUUAAUCUUGUCGCCGUUCGCAAACCCUCCAACAGAAACACUACACAGUGCGUCUUUAAAUCUAAAACAUACUAUUGAAUGCAUUUGACCUUUUACUUAACCAUAUAAAACUGAGGUCAAAUAUUAUAUUAGAAGAAAACUGGACACGUUUGAAUCCUUCUGUAACAGUAAAUACGCAAAAAAACAUUAAAAUCGUUGCAGGAAAGCUGUAUUAAUAUUUUGGUAAAGCUUAAAAUACUAUAAAAAAGUCUAAAAAAAACAACCAAUGAGUACAAAAUAGCAUGAUAUGAAUUUAAUAAAACGCUUACUACACUAUAAUCAGCUUCAAAUCAAGAAAUACUCCAAUACUUGCAGUACAUGUACUAUAACGCCAUACAUUUUUCACCAUAAGCGCUGCCUGACCGUGUGUCAUGUACAAACUUUUAUUUUUUGGGAUUUUUUUUUUUUCAUAAUUUAUUUGCUUUUUUUUCUGAACCAGCUGAUACUUGACGUGCAGUGGGUUAGAGUGAGGGUUUAGUGGGAUUGGAAGAUGAGUUUUCACAAUUUAAAAGCUUUCUCUACUCCCUAAAAGAACAGUUUUCGUUGUACAAAUGUGUUUUAAAUAAUAGGAAGUGAGCAUGGGCGCGACUUCGGCUCCAUCGACACUGGCUCCAGUUGACUUAACGUUGAAAAAACGUCGCCCCUCUCUCUAAAACUGGUGUUAUUUUGGUCUUAAAAUGUUUGUAUUAACCCGUUCUAUGUGAUCCUAGGUUUUUUGUUUCGUUAUUUUGUCCGUAAAUAAAUUCAGAUUCCUAAUACGGAGCUCCAAAUUCGCUCCUCUAGCCGCCAUUGUCGUUGAGCUUCAUUUGACUGGAGCUGAACACUACUCCCACUCAGUCCACUUCUUUAUACUUCUGUAAACGUCUUUAUAAAGCAAUUUUGAAGUGCCUAUGAGAGGUUUGAAUCCUGAUUUUACCAAAACACACACUUCAAAUCAUUAUAUUUAAGAUUUAACUAAAAAAGUCACAAUUUGUUUCUUAAUUUGGCCAAUUUUUUAGGUUUCAAAUUUUACUUCCCGUUGGAAAUCAUAACAUCACUCGAUGAAAUUCUAGAAUUCUUCUUUAGCAAUUAUCUUGUACAAAAAAAAAAAAACUCCCUCUAAAGCACACAGAAAAUUACAAUUUGACAAAUAAAAUUAUAAUAAAACACCUUGAUUUUGUUGAAAUAAUGUGUAAAUUAUCGUGUGUCAUCAGUGUGGAAUUCUCUAAAAUAAAACUCUACUUUUUGUAAUUUUCAUCAUAUUUUUCCACUUUUCUUUACAAAUUGCUUUUUGAUUGGUGUGAAACUAAAACAUUUAUAUUUACAACAGAUAUUAUUCCACAAAUUUAAGCAAAAAAAAUCAUGAAAACCUGUCAUAUGCACUUUGACUUGCAGGCUCAGACAAUUCAAAGUUAUGAUGUUAAAAUGGGAAUAAGUGUGUGUAAAAUUUAAAAAAAUAACCAUCAUUUAAUGUCACUUGAACGCACCUCCAUAAGUCUUAUAAGUCUAUAUUCGUAACAUCUGAUUUGAUCUUGUAAUAUUUGAAACACAAACGUUGUAAGGCAUCGUUCACAUUUGUACAGCACAAACUUAAGACUUUGCCUGAUUUCUUUCACGUUUUUUUGUUUUUCUUUUUUAACGACAAUCCCUGAAGUGUGAUCAUUGGUGUGGUGUGAUUUUAUUCUCUGAUUGGGAGAUGAUUUGUGGCAAAAAAAAAAAUUAAAAAGAAAAACACACACAAAAAAAAAAAAAAAAAAUGAAAUGUUGUUUUGAAAUUCCAAACCAACAAACAGGGUUAAAGGUGCGUUGUGUAAUUGUCCGUGAAAUGCUUUUUUUUUUUCAUGGAGAUGUUAUUUUUUUGUCUAGAAUGUUCCGCAGUAUGGCUUUAAACUUUUCUAUCAUCAUGGAAACCAAACCAGGCGAAGUUACAGGGCAGAUCUGUGGAGAGGCGACGCCGCUCAGAGUCAGAAUGUUGUUUUUCUAGGUAUUUUUGAGCUUUAAAACCAGCUGUAAUUGGAUAAACAUAAAGUAGAGCUGCUUAAAGUCAUACUGCGGAACAUUUUAAUAAGUGACAAGUGACGUCGCCUGAGAAACAAGCAUAGAAACGGACCCCCCCCCAAUCGAAAAGUUACACAAUGCACCCCUGAUGAGCAGAAGAUGCAUGAUUUGUACUCAUGCUUCAGCUUUGGCCAAAUCUUCCACUGAAUUCACUGAUUUUGAUUUCGUGAUUUGCUGAUUUUGGGCUGUGACGUGUGUUUCCAUGCGGGCCACUGUACUCUGUAUGAUCUGUUAUAUAUGUACAUUGUUGUUGUGCUGUAAACGCACCUUUCUGUAUAUACUGUUGAGCUUAUGAGAGCAAUUUAAUGUGAAUUAAAGUUUUCGACUGCGACAGGGA